GGGGUCUAACACAAAAAUAUCCGCUUAAAAGAAUCGCGGUUCUCUCUGCCAAUUUUUAGGGUUCUUCACGCAAACGCAGGCGAAUUUUUGUUUUCAAUUUUUUCCCCCUUCACUCUCUGCGGCUCAGUAUCCUCCGCCCAUUUAACAGAUCAUUUGAUCUCAAUUCUCGUUUAAGCUUUAGUAAGUUUUUUGAAGAGUUAGAGGAUUUCGGGGUCGUAAAAUUUCCCAGCGUGUUGUGAAAGAUAGCUAAAACGGGGUCCCUUUGUUGUGUGGCUGCACGGCCACAUGGAUCCCACGCAGCGAGCCGCGACUGGUCAAUGGGACCUCACGAGCCGUAUUGGAGAACCAAUUCGAGCUUUUCUCCUCCGCCGUCGAGAUGGGACUUUCAGUUCCAACCCGAAGCGCUUUCCUUUGGUUCCCAUGACGGCGUUCAGUUGUUUGGGUCGUCAGCAUCGUCGAAUAGCCGAGAGAGUCGAGGCUGGGUGAGAGGUAGCCAAACGACGAAUCAUCAGUUUCUGGUAUCUGAGGGCGUAGGUCCGUAUCUAAGCAGUCCGUCUAUAUCGCCCACCCAGCAAUGGACUCCUCCAGUCUUACAAGAAAUCAGCACCGAUGAUUAUAAUACGUCAAGGAGAGAUGUAGUUUUGAGGCCGAUAUCCUUUUCGCCGGCAAUGGAGGGAACGUCAGCGGCGCAAGAAAGCGGAGGCUCGACGUCAUCCCCAUCCGAGAGUAGCAGCGAGUACGACUGCGUCGUCAAGCCGCACUCAUUUCAUCGCAAUCGCCGCAGCUUCAUGUCCAAAGCGAUCCACCCGUUAUCGCUUCCGUCGGAGCCGACUGCUCGGGAAAGCAACGCGGUUUCUCCUCCCCGGCUCCCCGAUUUCGACGGUGUUACGCCGCACCGGAGGGACAGCGGAAGCAUCGAUCUCACAGAACUACCCGACCCGCUCGACUACGAUCUUCCCGCUCGAUCCCGCGCUGCCGCCGCCGCGCAAGACAACUUCAAAUGCAGUUUAUGCGAUCGUCUCCUCUCCCAACGAUCGCCGUGGAGCUCCCGGAGAAUCGUGAAGAGCGGCGACAUGCCGGUCGCCGGAGUCCUCUCCUGCCGCCACGUCUUCCACGCCGAGUGUCUCGAACAGACCACGCCGAAGGCGCGCGGAAACGACCCGCCGUGCCCCGUCUGCGUCAAGAUCGAUGACGAUGGCUCGUCCGACCCCCGGGUCUUCUCGAAGCUGCGGAAUGCGUUCCCGAGGCUCAAGCCUUUCUACGAAGAUGAGCCGUCAUCGAAACCGUGGGGCUGCGCGCACGUCGGAGACUGCGUCGAGGGCGCGCUGCAUACACCCGCCCGGAACACGCUGCUGUCGCUUAACCGGAGUCGGUUCCGAAAAACGCUGUCGCUGAAGGGCAGCCCGGCAUUCGAGUUCCCGGGGAAGUCGAAGAAGGGCGAAUCGAUUGGUCCGCAGCGGUUUUCGGGAUCACUCGAGCACGGCGCUGCCGGACCCUCGAAGAUGGCGGCGGCGACGGCGACAAAUUUGAAGUGAUGUGUGGUGGUGGGUUGUGUAGACGGGAAGUUUUUCCGGCUAAUCGGCGCCGGCCGGUGAUGUAAUGGUGAUGUUGUGUGUAGGCAUAAGUUGUAACGAUGUAUGGUACUGUAUGUUGUUUUCGGCGUUUCCUUUUGUAUGAAAACGGCUGAUUUAGUGA
This is a messenger RNA of Andrographis paniculata, 1695 nucleotides long. RefSeq lists its product as uncharacterized. The record is from RefSeq and is a predicted model, not a curated record. Lineage: Eukaryota; Viridiplantae; Streptophyta; Magnoliopsida; Lamiales; Acanthaceae. The transcript is spliced from 4 exons. Bases 318 to 1535 code for a protein of 405 amino acids.